AAGGAAGUUGCUCAAGUUUUACACAAAAUAUCGAUGGAAGAAAUAAAAUUCCAACAGGAGAGGUGGAUGUCAAAGUUAAAAGAUAGUUCGCUGAAUACCCAGCAUAGAACUGGACAUACUGAACAUGUCCAGAUUGAAGACGAAGCAAUGCUUAUUGUCAACAGUAAAUUAAAACAGUUGAUGAAGGAGAUUGCUACAUACACGGUCCCUGUAGUACAAAAGGCAUACAUGGAAGUAUACUGGUCAGAGAGUUACACUAAAGGUAUCAAACCAUUUAUUUUGGAGUGUAUCUUCAUUUGUUGGAUGAUGAUAGUCCAGUCACCGCCAAUGGCACUACACUAUUGCGAAACUGGGUCAAGGUUUGACAAAAACCUCUACAGAGAAUACAUGACAUCCGGAAGUCGAGUCAAUUUUAUGGUAUGGCCCGCACUUUUGUUGAAUGAAGGUGGAGCUUUACUUUGUAAAGGUGUUGCAGAAAGCAUAAAAGUCCAAAUGGAGAGGAAGUGAACGUUUCCCUCGUUUAUGUAUUUAAGAAGCAAGAUGCAUGAAGAACCUUCAUAGAUAUACAUUCGGAAAAUGAUGAUUAUUCCAUAAAAUAUAUGAGUUUAGUUGUCAAAUGCCAUGUCGUUUAGUGAUUGUAUUGUUUGUUCUGUUGUUAUAAACCAUUUCCGUCAAAGAUUUCACAAAACUUGACUCCUGUGCCCUUUGACUUUAUGGGCCCACUGGUUAUUGUUACUGGGUCGUGUGGGGGUAGCGUUCAUUGAACGCCGCCUUUUCUUGUUCAUCUCUUUUACGGGAAACUACUUUCAUUUUGAGUAUAAAUUGACCGAUCUUUUAAUUAAAAUAGCAAUACUGAAAAGAAAACGGAAAAAGAUAAAUGAAAGAUAAAGAUAACUAAAUAAGAUAACCAUAUAAAGAAAAGAUAUAAGAAAACCGAUAACUGGAUUAUAAAAAAGUACAGGUAUGAAAAUAACAGCGUAAAUUUUAUAUUUUAUAUUGAUUUUAUAUCGAUUAUGAAUUUGCUUAAAG
This is a messenger RNA of Ruditapes philippinarum (Manila clam), 1029 nucleotides long. RefSeq lists its product as uncharacterized. The coding region runs from base 34 to 507 and encodes 157 amino acids. Lineage: Eukaryota; Metazoa; Mollusca; Bivalvia; Venerida; Veneridae. The record is from RefSeq and is a predicted model, not a curated record. The transcript has 3 exons.